Danaus plexippus (monarch butterfly) is the source of this 785-nucleotide messenger RNA. Its product is annotated as transcription factor VBP-like. NCBI's taxonomy places the organism in Eukaryota, Metazoa, Arthropoda, Insecta, Lepidoptera, Nymphalidae. The coding region runs from base 167 to 724 and encodes 185 amino acids. Gene Ontology annotation, molecular function: DNA-binding transcription factor activity. The record is from RefSeq and is a predicted model, not a curated record. Gene Ontology annotation, biological process: regulation of DNA-templated transcription. The transcript has a single exon.
ACUAAAGCGAAUAUUAAAACGAAAAUUAAAUAUUAAUUUCCGCAUCGCAUCUCCCCGACCGUUAGAAAAACCAGGUAAGGGAUUAACCCUACCGCCGCCCUCGGCCGGCCCACUCCCGGGACGGACUUGGACACAAUCAGUGACAGACAGUUGACAAGAAGACACGAUGGCGUUGUGGACUCCGUACGCGGAACAAGCCCUGGACUUAACCAAGAGUUCCCAGGACCGAAUCGAGGACCGGUCCACUAGACCGACCGUGCCGGACUUCAGAUACUCAUCAGAGUCGCCGGUCGACAACAGAUAUAAUAAUUAUAUAUACGAGUACAAUCAGUCUCAAGUAUACCCUGACUGGUCGUACCAGAAGGCUCCGUCGCCGCCGCAGUCUCCCGACGUCAUCGAGGUGGAUUCGUUGGCCGAUGACUUGGAGUAUCAGGCCUUCGAACGAGACGCGCUCCGAGCCAUGGCCGAGAAGAACGGAGGAAUCUUACUGGGAAAUAACCCACGGAUGAGGCGAGCGGUGCAGACAAGUCAGGAGGCUGACGACCUCUACAGGAAACAGAGGGAGAGAAAUAACUUCGCGGCGAAACAGAGCAGAGACAGGAGGAAGUUAAGAGAAGUCCGACUAGCGUUCCAAGUGACUUUCCUGAAGAAGAAGAUUGCGGAUUUGAAGGCCAGACUCGGAGAAAAGGUCUGUGGAAGAUGUAAACAACAAUGUAGCUGUUAAAUAUACCUAAGUAGUGUGUGGACAUAGACCUUUAAUAUAUGUGUAGGUACCGAGUUUGUGA